Xylona heveae TC161 is the source of this 1733-nucleotide messenger RNA. Its product is annotated as septin. Gene Ontology annotation, biological process: cytoskeleton-dependent cytokinesis. Gene Ontology annotation, cellular component: cytosol; cell division site; microtubule cytoskeleton. The coding region runs from base 193 to 1329 and encodes 378 amino acids. Lineage: Eukaryota; Fungi; Ascomycota; Xylonomycetes; Xylonales; Xylonaceae. The record is from RefSeq and is a predicted model, not a curated record. The transcript is spliced from 7 exons. Gene Ontology annotation, molecular function: molecular adaptor activity; GTPase activity; GTP binding.
CGUAACUUUCACUCCCUCCUUUGACCUUGGUCCAACUCAAAGUCACCGAGAUACCCCCAUCCUCACCCAAAAAAAGUCACAAUCCUUUCUUUCGAUUCCUUUCCUCUGACCCUCAUUUCAGCUCUUUUUUAGAGCUUCGACCCUCUUUUCUUCCAACCUCUCCUUCGCGUCUCUUUCGUUACAACUGUAAACAUGUCGUCCAAUGCUAUUCGCAUUCGCAGAAAGAAGAAUGUCAAGAAGGGAAUCCAGUUUUGUUUGAUGGUCUGUGGCGCCUCAGGGACCGGUCGCACUACAUUUGUCAACACCCUUUGCGGAAAGACCGUCCUACAUGGUAAGGACAACGACGAUGACGCCGCCAACGCACACCUGGAGGAGGGCGUAAGGAUCAAGCCGGUAACGGUUGAGCUCGAGAAUGACGAGGAGGGCACCCGCAUCUCUCUUACAGUUGUCGAUACCCCUGGCUUCGGUGACCAAAUUGAUAAUGAGGCCAGCUUUGCCGAGAUUGUUGGUUAUCUUGAACGCCAGUACGAUGACAUUUUGGCCGAGGAGUCUCGAAUCAAGCGUAAUCCCAGAUUCCGGGACAACCGAGUGCAUGUCCUUCUUUACUUCAUUACGCCAACCGGACACGGUCUACGAGAACUCGACAUUGAACUUAUGAAACGUCUCUCUCCUCGCGUUAAUGUCAUCCCUGUCAUCGGCAAGGCCGACUCCCUGACACCUUCUGAGCUGGCCGAGUCAAAGAAGCUCAUCAUGGAGGACAUUGAGCACUACCGCAUCCCGGUCUAUAACUUCCCUUAUGACAUUGAAGAAGACGACGAGGACACUGUCGAGGAAAAUGCGGAACUCCGAGGCUUGAUGCCUUUUGCCAUUGUCGGAUCCGAGGACAUUGUCGAGAUUGGUGGUCGCGCCGUCCGCGCUCGUCAAUACCCGUGGGGUGUCGUUGAGGUGGAUAACCCUCGUCACUCUGACUUCUUGGCUAUUCGCAGCGCGCUUUUGCACAGCCAUCUUGCGGAUCUCAAGGAGAUUACGCACGAUUUCCUCUACGAAAACUACCGUACCGAGAAGCUCAGCAAGAGUGUUGAUGGUGGUAGCAACUACGACUCUUCGAUGAACCCCGAGGACCUCGCCUCUCAAUCCGUUCGUCUCAAGGAGGAGCAGCUCCGUCGUGAGGAAGAGAAGCUGCGCGAGAUUGAACUCAAGGUACAACGGGAAAUCAACGAGAAGAGACAAGAGCUGCUUGCGCGCGAGAGCCAGCUUCGUGAGAUUGAAGCUCGGAUGCAACGAGAGCAGAGCGCUCUGCAGACCGAGGAGGGUGCUGAAGUCGCCUAAACCUUUUUUUGGCGCCCGUUUAUCCUCCUUCUUUUUUAACAUAAUAUUCAGGCGAGUCCGUCGGGACGGGAAAUUUGAGCGCUGUCAAGGCCGGAAUGGGAUUUUGAUCCUGGGGAUCUAAUACUGCUGUAUCGUUGGGCGUUGGCGCAUAGGAGAAGCCCGAGGCUAGACGGACCUACAUGUUUAGCAUCUUUGAGGAAGGUUGUAUCAUUGGCAGCAUUGUCUAAUGAAAUCUCCUUCUCUGUGCCGGCUUGCGCCACCCUCCUGGUUAUUCAAGGCUUCCUCUUAACUUAUUUUUCAUUUAUAACCCCCUUUUACUUUUUCCUUCUGGCAGAGCUUUGGCAUCGCCAUAUCAGAUGUACUAUUUGCUAGCGAUACUGGACACUAUAGCAUUUAAUCGAUGC